AUGGCGUCGGGCCUAGCAACGAGUCUUGCGGCUGCUGCCAGCCUCAAUAGAACAUCAGUCAUCGUUCCCUUGUACUCGUACCCCGAAAACUCGACAACGUGGGCGCCUCUGCGGCAAGCCAUCGCUGCACACCCGCAGCUUCACUUCCAAGUCGUCAUCAAUCCUGAUUCGGGACCUGGCUCGAGCUCGCAACCUGAUGCAGAGUACGGCGCGGGCAUCGUUGCGCUCAAGAAAGCCUCGAAGUCGGGCAAUGUGCAGAUACUGGGCUAUGUACCGACUGGCUAUGGCAAAAAGUCGAACAAGACAGUCAUCAAGCAGAUCGCACAGUAUGCAGGCUGGAACACGUCGUAUGCUGUAGAUGGCAUCUUCUUUGACGAGACGAUUGAUGGCAAAUACUCGCUCUACAAGCAAUACUAUGACGCUGUCAAAAGCACCAAAGCAUGGCCCAACAGGACUGUCGUUCUCAAUCCUGGCCUUCCCGUCAGCGCGACCGGCAGUACGAGCUAUUACAACAUCGCAGACACGGUCGUCACGUUCGAAGACGAUUACAAGUCAUAUCAGUCUGAGAGCCCUCUGGCAUACCCCCGGCCGAGCAAGCAAUCCGUCAUCAUCCAUUCUUAUCCCGUCAGUGCUAGUGCCAGCGCACUGAGUACGCUCGUGAAGAGCUUGGUCAAGCAAGGCGUCGGAUCGACCUACAUCACCAAUGUCCAAAUCAGCCAGUCUGACGUCUACCAGAGCUUUGGCUCGGACUGGACCACCUUCAUGACCGACGUAGCACAAGCGCAACCACUGAAAUAG
This is a messenger RNA of Mixia osmundae IAM 14324, 798 nucleotides long. RefSeq lists its product as uncharacterized. Bases 1 to 798 code for a protein of 265 amino acids. The record is from RefSeq and is a predicted model, not a curated record. The transcript has a single exon. NCBI's taxonomy places the organism in Eukaryota, Fungi, Basidiomycota, Mixiomycetes, Mixiales, Mixiaceae.